GCUCAACCUAUGUUGUUUUAAUUCUGUUAGCUAUUAACCAACUUCAUGUUUGUGAGCCUAAAGGCUUUACUAGCUAGUGGUAAUUGCUUCAGUAAAAUUGCAAGCUUUCCUCUCCGAGAACUUUGUAACUAGGUACAGCUCAAACCCCAAUGUCAUGUGACGCUCGACCUCGGCUGCUCAUGCUCCGGGUAUGUCAUUGAGUCUACCGACUCUCCCUUUCCAACGGCCUCAGAACACUUGAACAAGUCCUAUCUUUGCUAAAGGGCUUGGGAUAGCCGGCAAAUCAAUCAAGAACGAUGACACGAUGACUCCGACAAAUUUCGCUGCCGCGCAAGAGCGGAUUUUGGAACGUCGGCGUCUCCGUGAAGCAGAAGCGCCAAGUCGAAUCCCGGAACCAAGCACUCGUCUUCCCGCAGCUAUUGGGAAACUUCCUUAUCCGCUCUCAAGAGCCUCCGAUGCUGGGAUUAUGUUAUGGGAUACAAUAAAAGGAAGGGAAGGCACGAAGCCCGCGUUUAGGGUGGGUCAGGUAGACGCGGAGUUGUUGGAUGAAGAGCUCCUCGCACUAUUGAAAGCCCAGGUUGGGGAAGGAUUAAAAUACUUUGGGAACCACAUAAAGGAAGAUUGGACGCACGAGAUCCAGUUCGCACUGAGGGCAAUCCUCUUUAAGCUCUCCAUAUGGGAUCACAAUGCAUCCUACGGUGCGGCUCUACAAAAUCUCAAAUAUACAGAUAGCCGGAAAAAGGGUCCCACACUCUCGGAUCCCACGAAAUGGCAAAAAACAUUAUACGGCCUCUUCACAGUUGGGGGCCGCUAUACCUGGGAUAAAUGGGAGGCCUGGUUGAUUGACCAGGAAGGCGGAUAUGAUGAGCCAUCCCCCCGGGUACGACUUUUGUCUAGGAUUACAAAUACCAUUUCAACCACGCACUCAAUUGCGGGCUUCGUGUCGUUUCUCAUCUUUCUCGCCAACGGACGAUAUAGGACGCUAAUCGAUCGCGUGCUACGUAUGCGCCUCGCACCUCCAUCUACCCAAGUCAGCCGCGAAGUCUCUUUUGAAUAUCUAAAUAGGCAACUCGUGUGGCACGCGUUUACAGAGUUUCUAUUGUUCUUGCUUCCUCUCGUCGGUAUCGGGCGAUGGCGGCGUUGGAUCUCAAGGGCUUGGAGGAAAACUAAGUCGUCGCUGAGAGCAACUGAUGAGGGGGGCGAGCAGGCUAAGGGCCAAGGGGAGUUGGCGUUCUUGCCCGAAAGGACAUGUCCGAUUUGCUACCAGGAACAUAAUCCAACAGCCACCUCCGAAAGUGACGUGCUGGGGGCAUCUGGAGCCUCAGGAGGGAUAAUAGGCUCUGCACAGACUGAUGUUAUAAAUCCAUACGAGACCAUGCCAUGCGGAUGCAUAUACUGCUUUGUCUGCAUUGCCGAGAAGCUUGAAGCAGAGGAAGGCGAAGGCUGGAUUUGCCUUCGAUGCGGAGAAAUUGUGAAGCAGUGCAAGCCUUGGAAUGGUGAUGUUCUCGAGGAGGUAAUACCGUCGCAUUCAACAGGCAGGAAAAAUGUGGGAUUUGCAGCCAUUCUUCCAGACGAUGAAACUGAGGUUUCAGCUCAUGCUGAUAAUAUCCCUGCCAUGUUCCCUGACGGCGACGACGACAGCAUGCAGGAAUCAAAUCAGUGGUCUGCGGUCGAGAAGGAUUUAACCGACGACACGAGCAUUGGAUCUGAAAUUAAGGGCUAAGGCCCGUAAGUAAAUAAAUAAAUAACUACCAGCUUGGAAAACAUGGCCUUCGAAUUAUCCGGACCAGCCAAAUGUUGAAUAUCUCUCCCCCUUUCUACUUGUAUAUACUUCGUUUUGACAUUAUACCCAUCCCUACCCCAUACUUGGCGUUUCCAAAAUAAUUACAGUGUUGAUGCCCUUCCUCCAUACACGCCUGCAACUUGUUAUCAUUUUCUUUCUCUUCCCUGUCUCCCAUCAAUCCCCGCCGUCCAUGUCCCGCAAUAUCUUCUACGAAGACAAUUCUAGGUUUAGCGGCCCUAGCUAUGAGAGUACAAUAUCGAUCUAUUUCCAUGUACCGGUAUCUUUUCUCUAGGGCAUAAUAUAGCUUCGUUGCAUCUUGUCAAGAAUACAUGUGUCUUCCAGCCCCUUCACCUUCGUGGCUGACCGCAAGUGCUAUAUCUAUCCACUUUUUAUUUUUGUGUAUCAUUUUGGACAAGUGACUCAAGCAUACAUGGAGCGUUCAUUAUCCAUUAUUUGUAGUGGUUCUAGAGAGAUCGCCCACUCAAUAUAGGUUUGUGUCGAAGGGGAAAAAAGACGAAGAUUGGAAAGUUGGGGGGGGGUUUAUACUUUUUGCGUGCGGCUCUUAAUUCCUUUUCCGGCAUACCAUGACUGUCCGCGGAUCCGUGAGACAACCAACUCGUUCUCGUUAUGCGUCCGUAGGUUCCUUGCACAUCCCGCCCUCGGCCGGCAGCUCAAGUUCUUCUACCGCCGCUUUCCCCGAGGCCCCGAGCCCCCGAGCUCCCGGUUCCCGUUCAACCCGUCAUUCCUUCUUCCCCAUAUUGUCCUGCCCCAUCGUCCACCCGCGCCCGCACGCAAACCUGAGCUUCCAAUAAAAUCGCUUGCGGACCAAGGCCGUUUCCCCGCGCCACAACCGUCUCUACUUCGUACACCAAGCUAUGUUGGAUCCCGCGGAGGUAUGAAACUCUAUUUUAUCUUCACUUUGUAAUCUUGGUAUGAGAUGUUCUUCCGUCUGUUUCGCUGUGUAGUUUAGUAAAAUUCGUUCAGUUUGUGUUUGGCAUUGAGGUUGUGUUGCCUUUUGGGGGAAUUUAUUAGGACCCACCCCAACCAACCCAAGGGGCAUGCCCAGAGGCUAGGUUGCUGUGAUUUUUUUGGCUAAACGGGCCGAGCCGUCACAACCUUGUCUCCUAAGGUGGCUUGCAUCAAAACCACCAGUGCACCACUUCGCCCGCCGCCCCCGACAUAGCGUUUGUUGGCAAUGAAAUAUUGCCAGAUGAAUAUUUAAGCCACACCAUUUAGUAAAGGCCUAAAGAAUGGUCUAUCAACAUUAAAUUGGCAUAUCUUCUCCCCACUCCGUACAUAUGCAUGCACGACGUGUGCGCAUUAAAUGGGCCCCCCAACUACCACGAGGCUCCCAUCCUGCAUUGCAUCAACCAAAUACGAACGCCACAGGGCUGCUCCUGCACGGUCGGUCGAUAAAUUUUCUAUUAUUAGCUGAAAGCUCAUGCAAGGCUAUCUGGAAAAAAAAAAGAAAAAGAAAAAGAA
Molecule: messenger RNA, 3265 nt
Organism: Blastomyces dermatitidis ER-3
Lineage: Eukaryota; Fungi; Ascomycota; Eurotiomycetes; Onygenales; Ajellomycetaceae
Product: peroxisomal biogenesis factor 2
Exons: 3
Coding region: 305-1723 (472 amino acids)
Biological process (GO): protein import into peroxisome matrix
Cellular component (GO): peroxisomal membrane
Molecular function (GO): zinc ion binding
Source: RefSeq, a predicted model, not a curated record